Messenger RNA from Petromyzon marinus (sea lamprey), 2438 nucleotides. RefSeq names its product homeobox protein DBX1-like. The record is from RefSeq and is a predicted model, not a curated record. Gene Ontology annotation, biological process: regulation of transcription by RNA polymerase II. Gene Ontology annotation, molecular function: DNA-binding transcription factor activity, RNA polymerase II-specific; DNA binding. NCBI's taxonomy places the organism in Eukaryota, Metazoa, Chordata, Hyperoartia, Petromyzontiformes, Petromyzontidae.
UUUAACACGUGGUAGUCGGCUUUCGCCACCAAUAUUAUCCAUCAGAGGUUUUUUUUUUGCGUGGAAAAAAAACUCCGAAUCAAGCGGACGAAGGCUGAUGUCUUCGCCAGCCUUCAUGAAAUGAUGCAGGGAUUAAAAAGAAAAUCGCGACCUAUUGUGGAUUUGUUGAAAAAGCAAGAUCGUAAUCGUGGCGUGCUCGUUCGCUGGUUGUACGUGGGAGCGGCAGGGCUUUCGAACGGUGCGUUUAUGUAAAGACGGUAUCACGUAUCAGGGGCCCUCGUUAUAAUGGCAUUAUAGCCCUGAUAAUAACCCCUAUUAGGGCAAUGAAUGGGCGUGUUUAUUCCCCAUCGAGGGGCUGCAUCACGCCCGAUUAGCGAUGCCCUGCGACGCGCAGGGGCGUGGGGAGGGGAGGAUUAAUAUUUCAAGUCGGUUGGGAUUUGCUCGUCGAUGUGAUGGGGAGAAGGAGGGAGGGGAGGGGAGGGCAGGAGGAGUGUGAUGGUGGUGGUGGGUGUGUGGUUAAGUCCACGGUUGACACAAAACACUCUUUGUGGAUGCACGCACGCACGCACGUGGAUAUACAUACACGUGGACACACACACACACACACGUGGACAUACACACACACACAUACACACGCACGCGCGCGCAAACAUAACCUCACCAUCCACACCCCCCAUACACAUGCAGGUCCAUAUAUAAGUGGAGCGAACUUUUAUUUCAACUUGUGGAAGUAAUCGGGAGUCUUGGGCUGCAAUACGCAUUGACAUAACGAUAUCACUCUGCACGCGUGCCGCCAUACAAGCCACGACCAUUGCCACCGGCCGUACGAAGCGAAUUUUGAAAAAAACAAAAACCAUCGCGCAAAAUUUAUCGUUAUUUUCCCUGGCCACUGCGCCCGCCUUGGACGAUGUUCCCCGUGGCCCUGGCCUCCGGCCAAUGUCACCGCCACGGCCAAGCCCACGAGCGGCCAGUGGCCUCGCGGGCCAAGACGACGGAGCCGUCCCGCCCCUACAGCUUCCUCAUCGCCGACCUGCUCGGCCAUGGGGUGGCCACGGUGGCCGACGCGACGCGACAGGGACCGGCGUCGGGACAAGGGGCGGAGAUGGGAUCGGUGUCCGGCGAGGCUCGCCCCGUGGUGCCGGGGGCGGUGCUGGCGGUGGACAAUCCGGUGGUCACGGGCCGUGGGGUGACCACGGUUGGGCCCCCGGGAGCUGGGGACUCGCCGCCGUCGCGGCUGGCGUUUGGGGUCGAUGCCAUUCUGUCCCGCGUGGAGCGGCCUUCAGAUUCACACUCGCCCUGGAGGGAGCGCUUUGACCCCUUGACCCCGCGUCACUCCAACCCCACCGUGCUGCCUCUGUACCUGGAGGGAGCCUUCUACCCCAUCCUGGGCUGCCCCCUUCCACCAGUGCCGUGCCCCUGGGCCGUGCUGGCCCGCGCCAGGCCCCGGCGCUCCAUGCCCAAGCGUGCCGUCUUCUCGGAGGAGCAGAGGCGUGGCCUGGAGAGGGCCUUCCGCCGGCAGCGCUACAUCGCUCGGCCUGAGAGGCGCCGCCUUGCGGCCCGCCUGGGCCUCCGCGACGCUCAGGUGAAGAUCUGGUUUCAAAACCGCCGGAUGAAAUGGCGCAACUCGAGGGAGCGAGAGCUGCUCAGCACCGCCGGGGGCGGCUCGGACGAUGGGGAUUUCUGCAUGGGCGUCGCGGAAACAUCAGGAGGCGGCGGCGGAGAGGAGGAGAAGGAGGCAGCGAGCGGCUUCACCGACACGGAGAGGGCUCGCAACCGCUCCCCCCUCGCUCCGUGACGGAGCCGCGGAGGACGGCAGGCGACGGACGGGCAGACGCGGUCGGGGAAAAACAAAGAAAGACGGAGAGCGGAGGGAAGGCGCCUCCCGCGGCGACGGCCAGGGAUCCCCCUCGCGUGCGACCCACGCAACGCCGUCCAGGGGGGGGGGGGGGGGGGGAAGUUCCCGCAGCGGCUUUUGGCUCGCCGUCGAAACAAAGGCGGCCGCCGGCCGUCGCGCGGCGCUUUCAGACGCCGCUGCUUUCCGCGGCCGUCCGGAAACGCUCUUCCCUUCCGAUGCUAGGAAGCCGCUGUGAACUGUGCACUUUCACAUCGACACCUAGAUUGAAAACGCAUUUCUUUCAGAACUGAAUUGUUGCGUUGUUUGUUGUCCUUCCCCCGCACCUCCGAUGAGCCACGGUUGGCUACGUACGGGGCGAAAGAAGUUCGACGUAGGUGCGCACGUAGGCGGUCGUGGCAGGGGCGCGUGGGCGGUGGGGCCGUGGCUGCCGCCACUUCGGAGGACCUCGCGGUUGCACCGCCCGCACGCGGCUCUCUCUGUCUCUCUGUCUGUCUCUGUCUGUCUCGCUGUCUCUGUCUCGCUCUCUGUCUCUGUUUGUCUCUCUGUCUGUCUCUGUCUGUCUCUCUGUCUGUCUCUCUGUCUG